CGGUUCUCCAUAAACAGCUCGUCAACCACCUCGGUAGCUUGCUAGCCAACAUAGCCGAAAGAUUCAAGCUAUUUAGACGCUUUCAGUGUAUAUUAGCUUCUGUGUUUUAGACACGCUUCUGUCUUAUUUACUUGUUAACCUAUUUAAUAUUACGUUAUUUUUUAUUAGUCAGCUAUAGUAGCUGGCUGGUUAAGUUAGCACUAGCCUAGUCGCUAAUGAUAGCUAGCUAGCUAACAUCCCCGAACAUGAGCUCCCUAAACUACUCCCCUCCUGUUAAAGAAGAGGAGGUCUGCUGGACGGAGAAAGAAGCUCUGGGGCUGAACAUUGUCGUGAAAGAGGAGACGGAAGAGGAGGAUGUCACAGUAAAACAAGAAGUAGAGGGUGAGGCUGUUACCGUGAAAGAAGAAGAGGAAGACUCGUUCAGAGUGAAAGAGGAGGAGGAUGUUACAGUAAAAGAAGAGGAGGAUGCAGUUUUUGGAGUGAAGAAGGAAGGAGAGAUUACUGUCACAUUGAAAGAUGAAGAGGUGGAAAUCAGAGAUCUGAGUAACACCAGAGAGAGACCAGACUCUCACUAUGACAGCAGGAAGAGUCCUUCAGAGGAACCAGACCCAGAGACGCCCAAACCAGCGAGACAACACAACUGCUCCCACUGUGAAAAGAGUUUUCGCUGUUUAGGGAACCUAAAACGCCAUGAGAGGACACACACAGGAGAAAAGCCAUACCACUGCUUACAAUGUGAAAAGAGAUUUUCCGGAUUAGGGGACUUAAAAGCUCAUGAGAGGACACACACAGGAGAAAAGCCUUUCCAUGCUGGGAACAUUAGAAACAGUUUUAUUCAGUUAGGAAGCCUGAAGGAGCAUGAGGGGAUGCACACAGGAGAAAAGCGUCAUCACUGUUCCCAGUGUGGAAAGAGUUUUACUGUGUUAAAUAACCUGAAAAGGCAUGAGAGAAUACACAAAGGAGAAAAGCCAUUUCAAUGUUCCCAUUGUGGAAAGCGUUUUACUCAGAGAGGGCACCUACAAGAGCAUGAGAGAAUACACACAGGAGAAAAGCCUUACCACUGCUCCCAGUGUAAAAAUAGAUUUUCACGAGUAGGGGACCUAAAAGCUCAUGAAAGUACACACACAGGAUUAAAGCCUUACCCCUGCUUCUUAUGUGAAAAGAGAUUUUCCCGAUCAGGGGACCUAAAAGCUCACGAGAGGACACACACAGGAGAAAAGCCUUUUCAAUGUUCCCAGUGUGGAAAGAGUUUUACCCUGUUAGCUAAUCUGAAAAGGCAUGAGAGAAUACACACAGGAGAAAAUCCUUAUCACUGUUCCCACUGUGGAAUGAGUUUUAUUCAGUUAGCGAGCCUGAAGGCACAUGAGUGGACACACUCAGAAGAAAAGCCUUUCCAGUGUUCCCAGUGUGGAAAGAUUUUUACCCUGUUAGCUAACCUGAAAAGGCAUGAGAGAAUACACACAGGAGAAAAGCCUUACCACUGCUUCCAAUGUGAAAAGAGAUUUUCCCGAUCAGGGGACCUAAAAGCUCAUGAAUGGACACACACAGGACAAGAACCUUUCCAUUGUUUCCAGUGUAGAAAGCGUUUUACCGUGUUAGCUAACCUGAAAAGGCAUGAGAGAAUACACACAGGAGAAAAGCCUCAUCACUGUUCCCACUGUGGAAUGAGUUUUAUUCAGUCAAGGAGCCUGAAGGAGCAUGAGUGGACACACACAGGAGAAAAGCCUUUCCAAUGUUCCCAGUGUGGAAAGAGUUUUAUCGUGUUAAGUAACCUAAAAAGGCAUGAGAGAAUACACACAGGAGAAAAGCCAUUCCAAUGUUCACAUUGUGGAAACAGUUUUACUCAGAGAGGGCACCUAAAAGAGCAUGAGAGAAUACACACAGGAGAAAAGCCUUACCGCUGCUCCCAGUGUAAAAAUACAUUUUCCCGAGUAGGGGACCUAAAAGCUCACGAGAGGACACACACAGGAGAAAAGCCUUUCCAAUGUUCCCAGUGUAGAAAGAGUUUUACCGUGUUAGCUACCCUGAAAAGGCAUGAGAGAAUACACACAGAAGAAAAGCGAGGCACUGAAGAUGUGGAUGUCGAAUAAGGCAGCCCCCCGCACCUCUCUGAUUUGGAGUGGUUGGGUUAAAUGCGGAAGACACGUUUCAGUUGAAUGCAUUCAUUUGUACAACUGACUAGGUGUCACCCAUUCCCUAUUAUAGAGCUCUGCUCAGCCUAUAAACAUGAAAGCAAGGUUAUAUUUAAUGUUCUACAUUAUUAUUAUUAUUAUUAUUAUUAUUAGGGCAGCCGCCAAGUUAUGAAAAUUAUGGUAUGUUCUGAAAACUGACUUCAGGUUUUUGAGGAAUCUAGCCUCGCAGGAAGACAGUUUUAUUUUAUGGCGGUUUAAUUCUGUUCUCUUUUUAGUAUUUAACUAAAUACUCUGUCUUUGGUAGGACAGGGACCAGACUUAUCACUGUUCCCACUGUGGAAUGAGUUUUAUUCAGUUAGGGAGCCUGAAGGAGCAUGAGUGGACACACACAGGAGAAAAGCCUUACCACUGCUCCCAGCGUAAAAACUGAUUUCACGAGUAGGGGACCUAAAAGCUCAUGUGCGAAUACACACAGGAGAAAAGCCUUUCCAAUGUUCCCAGUGUGGAAAGAGUUUUACCUGGUUAAGGAGCCUAAGAGGACACACACAAUAAAAGUCCAACCACUGCUCUCUCUCUGUGUGGAAGGACAUUUUCCCAGUCAGCAAUCCUGAAAUCACAUGAGAAAGGCUGUAUUCCUACUUAUAUUUAUGACUGAGAAUUUGUGUUUUUGUUUUGUGCCACAUGAAAUCAUAUUGUUCAUGAUUAUACCCGUCUAUAUAAGGUCCGACAGUUGGCAAUGCACGUCAGAGCAAACUCCAAGCCAUGAGGUCGAAGAAAUAGAGGUCGAAGAAAUUGUCCGUAGAGCUCAGAGACAGGAUUGUGUCGAGCCACAGAUCUGGGGAAGGGUGCCAAAAAA
This is a messenger RNA of Oncorhynchus tshawytscha (Chinook salmon), 2988 nucleotides long. RefSeq names its product zinc finger protein 883-like. The transcript is spliced from 2 exons. Gene Ontology annotation, molecular function: RNA polymerase II cis-regulatory region sequence-specific DNA binding; DNA-binding transcription factor activity. Gene Ontology annotation, biological process: regulation of transcription by RNA polymerase II. Bases 246 to 2090 code for a protein of 614 amino acids. Lineage: Eukaryota; Metazoa; Chordata; Actinopteri; Salmoniformes; Salmonidae. The record is from RefSeq and is a predicted model, not a curated record.